AUGGCCUCGUCGACGGGGUACACGACCCCCGCCUCGCCUUCAUCUUCCGAAGCAGCCCAUUCGCUCACGUCGUCUCUCCUGCGAGCGCGCCCGUACCGCUUCGCAACCCAGGUCGCAACAGUCGACAACCCCGACCCUUCGCACAAGGACCAGUAUGGCGCUUCGAGUGUGCCUAUCUACCAGACGGCGACGUUCAAGGGCAUGGGUGGCGCUUACGACUACACAAGGUCGGGGAACCCGACGAGGAGUCACUUGGAACACCACAUCGCCAAGAUCUCAAAUGCCCGCCACGCCUUCGCCGUUACGUCCGGCAUGGGCGCACUGGACGUCAUCUUCCGCCUGCUGAAGCCUGGAGACGAGAUCAUUGCCGGCAACGACUUGUACGGCGGUUCGAACCGCCUUAUCGGGUACCUCAAGGCGCACGGUGGCGUCACGACUCACCACGUCGACACGACCAAUCCCAAGUCGCUGUUGCCUUACCUCGAGGACCCCUCGCACAACGUCGCCAUGGUCUUGCUUGAGUCGCCGACGAACCCGCUCCUCCAGAUUGCCGACCUCGAAGAGAUCGCCCGCCUGACGAAGCGGUACAGGAAGGACGCCAUCAUCGUCGUCGACAAUACGAUGAUGAGCCCGUACCUCUGCCGUCCGCUCGAGCUCGGCUGCGACGUCGUCUACGACUCCGGAACGAAGUACCUCUCGGGGCACCACGACCUCAUGGCCGGCGUCAUCUGCUGCGACCGUGACGACGUUGCCAAGGGCAUCGCCUUCACCAUCAACUCGAUCGGAAACGGUCUCUCGCCGUUCGACUCGUUCCUCCUUCUCCGCGGUGUCAAGACCCUGUCCCUCCGCAUCGACAAGCAGCAAGCCAACUCGAUCCUCAUCGCCGAGUACCUCGCCAACCUCGGCUUCAAGGUCAACUACCCGGGCCUCAAGGGCCAUAAGGGCAAGGAGGUGCACGACCGGAUUGCCAAGGGUCCUGGCGCCGUCUUGAGCUUCGAGACUGGCGAUGUCGCGCUCAGUGAGAGAAUCGUCGGCAGCACGAGGCUGUGGGGAAUCAGCGUUUCCUUCGGCUGCAUCAACAGUCUGAUCUCGAUGCCUUGCCUCAUGUCUCACGCCUCGAUCGACCCGGCUGUCCGUGCCGCUCGCAACCUUCCCGAGGACCUCAUCCGUCUCUGCGUGGGUAUCGAGGACCCGGCGGACUUGAUCGACGACCUCGAGGCCGCGCUGCUCGAAGCUGGAGCGGUUCGCGUCGUCGACGAGGGAAUGGGCGGACGGGCGAGGCUUGAACGAAUUGUCCAGGAUGGCGAGGGACGGGUGGUUGAGUUGGCGAACGGGACGCUGCAGGGUGAGGAGGCGCAUGGCGCUGCGCAGGCAAAGCUUCAGAAGAUCAUCACGAGCGCACCGGGCAAGGUCAUCCUGUUUGGCGAGCACGCGGUCGUUCACGGCGUGACCGCCAUCGCCGGCGCCAUCGACCUGCGAUGCUACUGUCUCGCCGAGUCGCGAUCAGACGGCCAGCUCUCGCUCGUCCUUCCGGACCUCGGCUACUCGCAGACGUGGGACAUCGCCUCUCUCCCCUGGGACAAGGUCGGCGCUCUCUCGUCCACCGUCCUCAAGUCUGGCCCGAAGUCGGACGCCAUCCCCGACCAGGAGCUCCUCACUCUCCUCGCAAACCAGUUCGUCCACCAGGACAAGCUCAAGGCUGUCCAGGCUGCGCAGGCAUUCCUCUACCUCUACCUCCACCUCGCCGUCUCUUCCGGCAUCAAGCCCGCCCAGACGUACACCGUUCGCUCGGGCCUGCCCAUCUCGGCCGGUCUCGGCUCGUCGGCCGCCUACUCCGUCGCCGUCGCCUCUUCUCUCCUCUACUCGCAUGGCAUCCUCCCUGCUCCCGCCUCCUCCCCUUCCGCCGACUCGACUAUCCCCCUCGAGCACGCCAACAUGGUUAACUCGUGGGCCUUCCUCGCCGAAAAGGUCAUUCACGGCACGCCCUCCGGCGUUGACAACACGGUCGCAACGCUCGGCGGUGCGAUCGCGUUCCGGCGGGCGGUCAAGGGCCGCGAGGGGAGUAUGGACGUCCUCAAGGGCUUUGACAAGGUCGAGUUCCUGCUCACCGACACCAAGGUCCCGAGGGACACGAAGACGCUUGUUGCGGGAGUUGCGCGGCGGAAGCUCGAGGAACCCGACACGAUCAACCCGCUCCUCACCUCGAUCCAGCGCAUUUCGGACGAAGCGCAGGCAUGCCUCUCCUCGACCACCCUGUCCCGCUCUGAGCAGCUCGACACGCUCUCUCGCCUCGUCGAGCAGAAUCAUCAGCACCUCGUUUCGCUCGGCGUUGGUCACGUCGCACUCGAGUCUGUCCGGAGUAAGACGAAGGAGCAGCCUUGGGGACUUGCGACGAAGUUGACUGGCGCGGGCGGUGGCGGAUGUGCCGUGACAGUCGUUCCUGACGGCUUCCCGGAGGACAAGCUCACGGCGUUGCGAGCGGCUCUCGCCAAUUCGGGCUUCGAGACCUACGCGACUUCGGUCGGCGGCCGCGGCUUCGGCGUCCUCAUUCCCGCACACGCCAGCCAGCUCGAGACGGCUGAGGGCGGCGUCGAGCUGAGUGCCAGCCCGCAGCAAAAGCGCUUCGAGGAGGCGCAGACGGAGGAGCUCGGUCGGUGGGCGGAGGAGGCGGGCGUCUGGGUGUGUGCAUAG
Messenger RNA from Rhodotorula toruloides NP11, 2691 nucleotides. Its product is annotated as cystathionine beta-lyase. Lineage: Eukaryota; Fungi; Basidiomycota; Microbotryomycetes; Sporidiobolales; Sporidiobolaceae. Bases 1 to 2691 code for a protein of 896 amino acids. The record is from RefSeq and is a predicted model, not a curated record. Gene Ontology annotation, cellular component: cytoplasm. Gene Ontology annotation, biological process: isoprenoid biosynthetic process; transsulfuration; 'de novo' L-methionine biosynthetic process. Gene Ontology annotation, molecular function: pyridoxal phosphate binding; ATP binding; mevalonate kinase activity. The transcript is spliced from 8 exons.